AUGAGGAACCGUAAUCCGUUACUGGAGAGACGGUGGUUUGUGGGCCUGGCGGCGGUGGGCCUGAUCGUCACGGGGCUUUUCCUCACAAGCUCGAUCCGAUCCCCGGAAACCUCGUAUCUGUGUCCGGCCGCGCUCGGGAUCCGAACCCGAACCGAAUUCAGUUACGAACCGGCACCGAUGCAGAUGCGCGCGAUUCUCCAUUACGCGACGUCGCGCGUGGUGCCGCAACAAUCGGUGGCGGAGAUCAAGAUCAGUCUGGACGUGAUAAAGUCACUGGGCCGGCCCUGCAACUUCCUGGUGUUCGGGCUGGGCCACGACUCCCUCAUGUGGGCGUCGUUCAACCCGGGAGGCAGGACGGUGUUCCUGGAGGAGGACCCUAAGUGGGUCCACUCGAUCUUGAAAGACGCGCCGGGCCUGAAGGCCCACACGGUCCGUUACCGCACGCAGCUUCGCGAAGCCAAAACGCUGCUCACCUCGUACCGCUCCGAAGCCGCGUGUUCUCCUGCGAGAGCGUACCUGCGAGGCAACGAAGCGUGCAAGCUGGCGCUGGAGAAUCUCCCCGACGAGGUUUACGAGACGGAGUGGGACAUGAUCAUGAUCGACGCGCCCAAGGGGUACUACGCGGAGGCGCCGGGGAGGAUGUCGGCGGUGUUCUCAGCCGCGGUGAUGGCACGCAACCGGAAGCAACUCGGUGUGACGCACGUGUUCUUGCAUGACGUGGAUCGCAAGGUGGAGAAGGUGUACGCUGAAGAGUUUCUGUGUAAGAAGAACUUUGUGAACGGUGCUGGAAGGCUUUGGCACUUCAAGAUACCUCCUUCUAACGACACACUUGCUUCGCAUUUCUGCUAG
This is a messenger RNA of Sphenostylis stenocarpa, 849 nucleotides long. The record is from the annotation of a GenBank genome assembly. Lineage: Eukaryota; Viridiplantae; Streptophyta; Magnoliopsida; Fabales; Fabaceae.